This is a messenger RNA of Aedes albopictus (Asian tiger mosquito), 2036 nucleotides long. RefSeq lists its product as uncharacterized. The transcript has 2 exons. NCBI's taxonomy places the organism in Eukaryota, Metazoa, Arthropoda, Insecta, Diptera, Culicidae. Bases 208 to 1869 code for a protein of 553 amino acids. The record is from RefSeq and is a predicted model, not a curated record.
ACUGAUGCGACGAUCGGAUUAAAGCGAUCAGCUGCCUGCGUAGCUACUUGUAACGUAGUGUUCGUCCUAGCUGGGUAUUCGUUGGUACCCACACGACUACUUUUCGGCUGCAGCUUCGGUAACAGCCUAGACGGUUGAACAUAGUUGCAGUGAAGGAGUUAUUGUGUUAUUGUAUCAUGAUUGACCAGUUUGCAUCGAUCCGCCGCCAUGGAAAGUGCUGACCUGAUCGAUUUCGACAGCGACGAUUCGUUCGUCGUCAUCGGUUACGGAUCGCCGGGAAGUUCUGUUGUGGAUUAUAGUCCAUUGGACGUCUUGUCGUCGGAGAGUCAGUCAUCGGAGUCCGGUGAAAUGUGUGCAGAGAAGUGUCCGAUCGUGGAAGAAGCUGGAGACACUCGUCGUGUGAUUCCAGCGAUAGUGAUUGAUUUUGUGGCGAGCGAAGGGGAGCUGGAAGAAGAAACACUGGACUUGGUAGAUGAUAAGCGACCGAUUGGAAAAGUACUAGGCGAAGAAGAUGAUUCGGAGAUCGAGCUGUGGUUAAAAUGGCCUACGAGGAUUGCAAACGGUGGUUUGAGUGAGCUUAGCUAUCAGGUCACAAAAGAAGCUGAAGACACUGGUGAGAUUCCAACAAUACUAGUUGAUUUGGUUCCGAUCGAGGAAAGACAUGAGGACGAGCAAGAACCGACAAAGGAAGAGCAAAAGAGUGUUGCUGAGCAUGUUGAACCAACAUGUGUCAGUGUGAGUUUGCAGCAACCAAAGAAAGAGAGGAAGAGAGGCAAACGGAAGGAGAAGCUCGUCGAUGCAGCAGAGAUAACAGACGAUGAAGCGAUUAGUGAGCUACAGCCUGCGGAGAUUGAGCCUCAUCUCAAGGAAACAGACACAGAUGAACUAAAGCUGACAGACGAGGUGCAAAGUGAAGUUUCAAAGAAGAAAAGGACUAGGAGAGGCAGAAACGACAAGACCAGGGGCAAAAAGAGCAAUAAAGCCACCAAUGCUGUAGAUGUAUCAGACAAAAAAGACACUUGCGAACUUGUACCAACGGUGAUCGAGCCUCAAAUCAAAGAAUCUGUUGAACCUGUGUUAAUAUGCUUGGAGAAAAUUCCUAAAAGUAAGAAGAAAAAGAAACGGAGAGGUAAAGGCAAAGGUAAGGCCACCGAGAAGACUGCGAUCGUUGUGAAGUUGAAGAAAAUCGCUCAAAACGUGCAAGGUACCACGCUAGUCGAGGUUCACCGUGAAAUGAACGGGAAAAGUGCGGCGCAAACCGUUCAGCAAACGAAGGUCAAACCAGGAAAUAGUACGACGACACCGAGAACAGCGCAACAGAAGUCAUCGGGCAAGAAAUCGUCACCGCCGGGGAAGACCAGAGGAAACGGUAUGGUUGAUGUUGUGAUGGAAAACGAUCGGCUCAAGAAGGCCCUUGCCGCAGCCGAGCAGAAGGCGGUGUGUGCCGAACGGGAGAAGUAUAAGCUAGCGGAAGCGCUUGGCCAGACGCGGAAACAGUUGAAGGUCGAGAGAAGUCUAAGGCAGGCGAUGGAACACUCCGAACGGAAGAUGACGGAGAUAGAGGAGAAUGCGACACAGAGCACAGAUCAACGUGAAGAGGAGACGCAUCCUAAGGAACCUCCGACUGUUUCCCAGGAGGAGAAAACUACUACUAGGAAUGACGAUCGGAUGGAUGAGCUCAUGAAGGAGAUACGAGACCGAAGCAGGCUGUGUGCAGCGGAGCACGCCAACACGGCGAGGAUUCUUCAUGAGACAGAUUUGAUCAAAGGCUGUAUCUUGGUGUUCAUCGUGCUACUAUCAAUGGUAUUCCUUCUGCUGCUCAUUGAAUACUGGGCGGUCAAACGGCCGCUACGAUUCUCGCUGUGGUAAUUUGUAAUGUUUUUAAAAAUUUUCCCAACUACAAGGCUCAUGCAAUCCUAGACAUUUAAUGUUAAAAAUAAAUAAUUUCAGAAAAACAUCUGUUUUGGAAUUUCUGAAAAAAUCCACAAAAAUUUCAAGAGAAAUCCCCAAGAUUCCAGAAUUUCAGAAGGAACCUU